AGCAUGGAUGUCAUACAUUCGCUCCACUGCCUCAACAUGCUUCGGAAAGGCAUAUACGCAGAUCAUUACUACCCGCCUUCGCAACGAGGUACCCAUAUGAUUAACCGGGCACUAGACCACUGCAUAGAGCAUAUACGCCAAGCGCUUCAGUGUCAUGCUGACCUGACACCGCUUGUCUACAGCUGGGACGAGGAUAGACAAUCGGGCACCCCUAUUUGGUCAUCGACUCACACCUGUCGUGAUUUUGAGAAGCUUCUGACGUGGGAUCUCACGCGCCGAGGGAAGAGUUUAUACAGUGGCAGGCAUAGAUAA
Colletotrichum navitas is the source of this 312-nucleotide messenger RNA. RefSeq lists its product as uncharacterized. The annotation marks the transcript as partial. The transcript is spliced from 2 exons. Lineage: Eukaryota; Fungi; Ascomycota; Sordariomycetes; Glomerellales; Glomerellaceae. Gene Ontology annotation, biological process: mycotoxin biosynthetic process. The record is from RefSeq and is a predicted model, not a curated record.